AUGGUUGUGUGUGAUUUGUGGUGAUUUUACGGAAAUAUUCGGGUGAUUUAUUUGCAGUCCUCGUGUAUUUCGCGUUCAGAAAAAUAAACAGAAAUAAAACGAACAAAAUGUCUGAGAUUGACGCAAAAGUGAACAUGUCGCUUGAUGAGAUCAUAAAGAUGGAGAAAAAGGAGAAAAAGAAAAAGGCUGGGACUGCUAAUGGAAAAUCUGGUGCUAAGCGCACUCGAGGAAGUGCGCGAGGGCGAAGUGGACUCAGGGGUAGAGGUGCUAGAGUGAAGCGUAAUACUGGAACUGCUAAAAAAGAACAAACAUGGCAAGCUGGACAAAAUAAUAAUAAUAAUAACAACAACAACAAUAAUAAUAAUAAUAAUAAUGUGCGUGGUGGUUUUGUGAGAAAACGAUAUAAGAAAAAUAGUGGUCUCACUCGAUCACGAAGUAAUUUAACAUUAAAUCAAAAAUCAAAUACACGAGGAGCUUUUAAUGUUCGCCGUGGUCGUGGCAAUAGAUUUGGUCUGACUCGUAGUAGAAGUCGUACAAACUUGACUUUUACACAAGGAGGUUUUUUUACCAAUAAUAAGACUCCAUUAAAAAGAACAAAUAGUUUACCAAAUUUACGCGAUCCAACUUCAGUUCAUAAUCGAUUGGGAUAUCAGAGUCCUGCUCAAAUUGCUUAUCGAAAUCGUGUUAAAAGAGCAAAACAGUUAUUGCUUCAAAGACAGAAUCAGAAAUUAUCUCUGCAAAAUCAAUUUAGAGUUCCACAAACUGGAAAAUCAUUAUUAUCACUCCAACAAAGAUCCACGGAUAGAAGACAACAAAUUUUAACUUCUCAACGUCGUUUUACUACUGGUGGAUUACGAUCAGAUCAAAUUGCCCGUGCACAAAGACGAGCACAAUAUGAACAAAAAUUAAUGAGAAUGAAUUCUUCGCGAUUAAGUACAAACUCAAAUGUAAACUUCAUGUGUACAUUGGGAAAUGAGUAUAGUCCUAGUACGCACCAACGCCCUCUCACUCUUACACCAAAUCGAAACGGAAGUGCUGUAAACAGUUUACGCCCAUUACCAAGAGGACGAUCUCCAUUUAGACAAAGUGUACAAAGUUUGAAUAUGGUUGGUCGAUCACCUAUGUUCGGUCGACAACGUUCGAGAUCAAGGUCACGUUCUCGUUCUCGUACACGUAAUACUCCAUCAUCAGAUACAGGAGCAGAUGUUGAUGAUCGUACAUUUAGCGAAGUCAUGUACAGCUUGUCUGGAAAUCUUGGUGUUACAGGAAGAACACUUAAUGAUAGAUUUAGUUUUUAAAGUUUGUUUUGUAUUUAGAAUAUAAGACUGUUGAGGCCAGACAUUUUAUUGCUUAAAACAUAAAUAUCAAAUAUUGUAAUUCUGUCUUAUUAAUUGUAUUGAUAGUAAAGUUGCUUCAUGUAAAAAGUAAUUCAUUUAAUUCAAAUAUUUUUUAUUUUCUCUAUUUCUAUUUUAAAUAAUAUGCAAAUUAUUUUUAAGUUCUAAAAUAUAAAAAAUUUAUAUUUCAAAAUAUAACAAAUAUUGAAUUUAUGAUAAAUUCAAUAUUUGCAUUAUCUUAUAUGUUUGACAUUAUCUUAUAAUAUUUUACCAUAAAAAUUUUGUAAGACUAGUUGGUUUAUAUUUUCUUUGUAAUAAAUUUUUGUUAUAAAUUUAAUAUUUGAAAAUGAAUUUCAUGGUAAAAUUUUAUAUAGGAAACUAUCAGAAUUUUUUGAAUAUCAAAUAUAAAUUUUGAUUCUUUAUUAAUGAGUCAAAAUUUUGUUAAUGUUUUAAUAAUAUUUUGAUCUUAAAUUUACAUUAUAUUUCAAUAUAAUUUUUCUCAUAUUUAAACUUAAUAUAUUUUUAGAAAAAUAUGGCCUCAAUAACAUAUUUAAUUUAUCUAUCUAAAAAUUAAAUAUAGUAAUAUUAAUACAAAAGAUUGAAAUUCAAUCAUUAAAUAUUAUAAUUACAUUCAAAUUAUAAGAAUUAAAAAUUUUGUUAAGGAUGUAGUUCCUAAAGUAAGUAUAAUAUUGAGUCUAAAAAUAAAUGUAUAAUAUAGAUACAAAGAAUAUUUACAUUUGAAAUAUAUUGAUAAAUAUAUCAAUGAAAUAUAAGCCUAUGAUAUAGUAUAAAUUUUUUUCUUUAUUGUAUGUUUUAAUAAGUUUAAGAGCUUGUAAAAAAAUCAUAUAUAAAAUACAACAUAAAUUGAUUUUUGA
This is a messenger RNA of Apis cerana (Asiatic honeybee), 2209 nucleotides long. RefSeq lists its product as uncharacterized. The record is from RefSeq and is a predicted model, not a curated record. Lineage: Eukaryota; Metazoa; Arthropoda; Insecta; Hymenoptera; Apidae.